Messenger RNA from Truncatella angustata, 872 nucleotides. Its product is annotated as phosphatidylethanolamine-binding protein. The transcript is spliced from 3 exons. The coding region runs from base 175 to 795 and encodes 206 amino acids. The record is from RefSeq and is a predicted model, not a curated record. Lineage: Eukaryota; Fungi; Ascomycota; Sordariomycetes; Amphisphaeriales; Sporocadaceae.
GGACAUUAAAACAUUGCAUUCAUCUGCGCAUAUUUUAAGCCAAGACAUCUUUUACAAAUUUGCAUCGAUGAUAAAUCGAGGUUGCUUUCGCGACGUCUUCAAAACACUUACUCCUAAGUCAUCGACCCCACACAUCCCCUCCCUAGCACACUAGUUAAUCUAAAACUGGACACAAUGCCGGUCACGGACUACAUCGAGGUCACCAUCUCUUGGCUAUUCAGUAACUUCCGUGGACGAGACGAUGGACUCUUCAUCACAAACCCGGCCUUCAAAUCGUGCUCUAAACCCACGAUUGCCAUCACAUCGCCCGACUGUGGCGAAACCAACGCGCAGCUGGGUCUAGACUACACCCAUGACGGUGCCGGCAAAUUCCCCGAGUUGAGCUGGCAAGUACCAGGAGACUUAAAGGACGAAGUACAAGAAUGGUUACUCGUGUCAGAAGACCCGGACGCGCCCUUGCCGUCUCCCAUUGUCCAUGGUAUAUAUGGGGGCAUUCCACCGACCAGAACAUUUGUAGUUGCAUCGGACUUUGCGGUGGUGGAUGAAAGCAAAGCUUUGUUGAAUGGUGGGUUUCACUACGGGGUCAAUAGACGGGGAUCGGUCUAUAUUCCGCCCCGGCCAUUGUUGAACCAUGGAGUCCAUCGGUAUUUCUUUUUUAUCGUCGGUCUCAGCGAGCCCCUCGAUCAGGUCGUACUGGCCGCCAAGGCAACAAGAGAACAAAUCGUAGAGGAAAUCCAGGGGAAAGUCAUCGGAUGGGGCCAGUGGGUUGGGAAAUGUGAGAGGGUUUGGAAAUAAUCGCACGUUUUGGCGGCUCAGUUCUGCACGGUGAUGGCUUGGGGAUGUCGCAGAGCUAGAAUGCUAGUGUUAUUAUG